This is a messenger RNA of Epinephelus lanceolatus (giant grouper), 260 nucleotides long. The record is from RefSeq and is a predicted model, not a curated record. NCBI's taxonomy places the organism in Eukaryota, Metazoa, Chordata, Actinopteri, Perciformes, Serranidae.
AUGCGUGGGGGCAAACUAAUGAUCUCUCACACCAGGAAGAGCGAUGCUGGCAUGUAUGUUUGUGUGGGCACAAAUAUGGUUGGAGAGAGGGACAGCGAUCCUGCAGAGCUGGUGGUGUACGAGCGCCCUGUGUUGGUACGGAGGCCGGUGAACCAGGUGGUCAUGGAGGAAGAGACUGUCGACUUCCUGUGCGAAGUCCACGGAGAUCCGCCCCCAACUGUCCGAUGGCGGCGAGACGAAGGGGAGCUUCCCCGCGGGAG